Messenger RNA from Panicum virgatum (switchgrass), 2650 nucleotides. Its product is annotated as TOM1-like protein 9. The record is from RefSeq and is a predicted model, not a curated record. Gene Ontology annotation, molecular function: phosphatidylinositol binding; ubiquitin binding. NCBI's taxonomy places the organism in Eukaryota, Viridiplantae, Streptophyta, Magnoliopsida, Poales, Poaceae. The transcript is spliced from 10 exons. Gene Ontology annotation, biological process: protein transport to vacuole involved in ubiquitin-dependent protein catabolic process via the multivesicular body sorting pathway. Bases 409 to 2403 code for a protein of 664 amino acids.
AAAGAAAGAAAAAGACAGCAAUCGAGGGAGAGAGGCGAAGGGGACGAAACUGGGCGGAGCAAAACCAACAGGAAAACUACAAUCUGCGUCGUCAGAAUUCGUCAGGUUUUGUUGCGCCCGCCGAAAGACAGCCGCGCCUCGAACGAUACGACGCGACACGACGACCUUCGCUUCCUCCGCCACCGAAUCCACCACAAAAACCACCAUUUCUUGGGUUUUUGCCUAUUCACCGGAGGACGGCGCCGGCCGGCCAAGAAGAACAAGAACAACUGAACAAGGGAGAAAGGAGGGAUUUUUGUGGGCGAGAAGGCAGCGGUUUUGGGAUUUUUCCUGCUCCCUCGGUUCUGCGUGGGCCGGCGGCUCCGGCUUUCGUGAGGCUCUGUGUGGUGGUGUUCUGCCGGAGCGGAGAUGUCGUCGGUGAUGGUGGAGCGGGCGACGAGCGACAUGCUCAUCGGCCCCGACUGGGCGAUGAACCUGGAGAUCUGCGACGUCCUCAAUCGCGACCCUGGGCAAACAAAAGAUGUGGUGAAGUCGCUCAAGAAACGCAUUAUACACAAGAACCCAAAGGUCCAGCUUCUUGCUCUCACGUUGCUGGAGACGAUGAUAAAAAAUUGUGGGGACAUUGUCCAUAUGCAUGUUGCUGAGAGAGACAUACUUCAUGAAAUGGUCAAGAUAGUUAAGAAAAGGCAUGACUAUCAUGUAAAAGAGAGGAUACUCACGCUGAUCGACACUUGGCAAGAAGUUUUUGGUGGAGAACAUGCAAGAUAUCCACAAUACUUUGCAGCAUACCAGGAGCUCUUGCGUCUUGGAGCUGUAUUUCCUCAAAGAUCAAAUGGUUCUAUGCCAAUCGUCACUCCACAGACUCAUCCUCUACAAAACUAUCCCCCUCCUUUACGCAUUUCUCAGCAGGAUGAACCUGAGCUGUCCAUUCCGGAUUUCCCCGCAUUAAGCCUUACAGAAAUUCAGAAUGCACGUGGCAUCAUGGAUAUUCUUUCAGAGAUGUUGGAUGCUUUGGAUCCAGGUAACCGAGAGGGGCUUAGGCAGGAUGUCAUUGUUGACCUUGUGGAUCAAUGCCGUUCCUACAAGCAAAGAGCAGUACAGCUUGUCAACAGUACCUCGAAUGAGGAGUUGCUCAGCCAGGGUCUUUCUUUGAAUGAUGAUUUGCAGCAUGUCCUUGCAAAACAUGAUGCUAUUGCUGCAGGUAUAGCAAUUCGGGUAGAAAAGCCAAAAUCUCUGCAGUCACAAAUUGAGAGUUCUGCAACAAGAAAGACAGAUACUGCAAAAGAACCAGUUCAAAGGUCUUCAGCAAGUACAAGUGCCACCAACCAGUCUCCCUUUGAGAUUUUAGCACUUCCUGCACCUCCAUCAUCCAGUAGCUCAAAAGCUCAUGUGGCACCAGCUCCUAAGAUCGACCUCCUUAGUGGAGAUGAUUAUAUCAAACCAGAACCUGCAAACUCCCUGGCGCUUGUUCCUGUCACUGAAUAUUCAGCUUCAGAUCAGAACGUCUUAGCCUUUGCAGAUAUGUUUGAACAAAAUACUGCCAAAAAGAGCAACAAUAACCUUCCAAACUCUUUUAAUUCCUCGAGCUCAAAUUCUAUUUCAUCACAAACAUAUACUCCUCCAGUAAGACCUGCUGUGUCUCAGCAUCCAUCUGCUUAUCCAAAUGACGCCACAUCCAAUGCCAUUGUACCUUAUGAUCAACAGACCCAACUGAACACUACAGGUUCAUCGAAUGGGCAGCCAGCUUAUGGAACAAAUCCCGAAAAGCAAGCCCUAUAUUAUGGUUCAGAUAAUCGAAAUGGAUAUAUGCCACCAGCGCCAUGGGAAAUUAAACGAUCGACUAACCCAUUCGACGACGACAGACCAGUUGGGACAGCAUUACAACCAGAAAGCAUGCAACCUCAACCGCUGCAAGUCAGUCAGCAAGGUAAUGGAUUCAUGCCAGCACAACCAAUGCCAAGGGGACAACCAGGAGGACUGCAAUUGCAACCGGUUGCUGGCACACAGCUGGGGCCUCCACAGCCACAGCCUAUGCAGUUGAACAUGCAGUACGGUGUAAUGUACCCUUCGAUGCAAAUGAACCAAGGAAUGGUCAUGUAUCCCCAGCAGGCAUUUGGAGGAGGAUAUUAUGGGAUGAACCAACAACAGCUGUAUGGUGUUCAGAUAUCUGGUAAUGGAUAUGGCCAACCAUCUGGGGGCUACUAUAUUCCAAACGCUGCAUAUGCAUAUGCUAGCGCAAAUGAGCUUUCCCAGAGGAUGAACAGCCUUUCAGUUCAAAAUGGUGGUUCAAAUGGAACGACAGUAAAUAAGCAGAGCAGACCAGAAGAUUCACUUUUUGGUGAUCUUUUGAGCAUUGCCAAAAUGAAGCAGAGGAAACCUGCAGCUGGUAAGGUUGGCGGCUAAUAAGGUCAAGUGAGUGGAUACAUAGCCUCACCUUAUUUGAAAGCUGCAGAAGCAUUUCCUUAUAGUACAUAAUUCUUUUGCCACUUUUUGAGUUCAGUAGUAAUACUAAUAUAUGCUGUCAUAAUUCCCCUCUGCACAAAUACCAUGCAGAAACAGAGAAUGCCUUGGUGUCCCACACGGUCCCUAGCCAUACACCCCUGUUCCUUUUCCUCCUUUUUUUUUAUCUCAAGAUUUCUUAUUCGUAGCA